Anguilla anguilla (European eel) is the source of this 1068-nucleotide messenger RNA. Its product is annotated as apolipoprotein A-IV-like. NCBI's taxonomy places the organism in Eukaryota, Metazoa, Chordata, Actinopteri, Anguilliformes, Anguillidae. Gene Ontology annotation, cellular component: extracellular region; chylomicron; blood microparticle. Gene Ontology annotation, molecular function: phospholipid binding; cholesterol binding; phosphatidylcholine-sterol O-acyltransferase activator activity. The coding region runs from base 34 to 810 and encodes 258 amino acids. Gene Ontology annotation, biological process: high-density lipoprotein particle assembly; lipoprotein metabolic process; phospholipid efflux. The record is from RefSeq and is a predicted model, not a curated record. The transcript has 4 exons.
CACGCUUGUUCACGCAGGACAUCAAGGUCAAUCAUGAAGGUGUUUGUGGUACUUGCAGUUGUGGCAUUUACUGGUUGCCAUGCCAACAUCCUGUGGCCAGAGCAGCCAAAAUCGCAGCUGGAGCAGGUGAAAGAUGCAUUCUGGGACUAUGUUGCUAAGGCAACGCAAACAGCUGAAGACACCCUGCAGACUAUCAGACAGUCAGAGCUGGGCCAGGAAGUCAAUGCUAAGAUCACAGAGAGCGCAGAUCUGGCCAGCCAAUACGCAGUCUCUCUGCGCAGUCAGGUGACUCCUCUGGCCCAGGACCUUCUGAACAAAAUCACCCAGGAGGCCGAGCUGCUGAAGGAGCGUCUGGGGCAGGACGUGAGCACGGUGAGGGCCCAGCUGGAGCCCUACGCAGAGGAGCUGAGGGCCAACAUCGAGCAGCAGGUGGAGAAGCUGCGGCAGGAGGUGGCCCCCUACACAGAGUCCCUGGACACUGAAGCCCUGAAGGCCACCCUGCUCCAGAAGAGCGAGGAGCUGAAGCAGACCCUGGAGCAGAGAGUGCAGGAGCUGCAGGCCCAGCUGGGCCCCUACACUGAGGAGCUGAAGGAGAAAGUGGAGCAGCGUCUGCAGGAGUUCCAGCAGAGUGUGGCUCCCCUGGCUGAGAGCCUCCAGACCCAGCUGGCCCAGAGAGCCAAGGUGCUUCAGCAGAGUCUGGCGCCCUACGCUGAAGACCUGAGAGAGAAGCUGGACCCCUACGCCCAGGACCUCAAGUCCCAGCUCACUGCUCUCUGGGAGUCCUUUGCCAAGAGCAGAGAAACUCUCUGAACUUGCCAAUUCCGUAGAACUCUCCUCUUUAGGACUAUAUGACUAUAUGACUAAUGAGGUUGACCCCUGAUUGUAAAGUGAAAUGUACCCUGCACUUUGUUCCAUUCUUCCAAUAUGUAUUUGAAUGUAUCUUUGCAACCCGAAGCCUAUAAGGCUAUUUGCACUAAAUAUGGAUCGGAAACUGUGCUAUAAUGUGUUUGAUGGACACUUGUGUCUCUUGUUUCACUAAUUUAUGACAAUACAACUAUAAAGAGGAAA